This is a messenger RNA of Laccaria bicolor S238N-H82, 1863 nucleotides long. RefSeq lists its product as uncharacterized. The transcript has 10 exons. The record is from RefSeq and is a predicted model, not a curated record. NCBI's taxonomy places the organism in Eukaryota, Fungi, Basidiomycota, Agaricomycetes, Agaricales, Hydnangiaceae. Bases 1 to 1863 code for a protein of 620 amino acids.
AUGGCCACACUCCCAGUUGCUGACCUCUUGAAACAUCUCGAGAACUAUAGGGGCCUCCUUGAAUGCUGUACCUGGCUUGAUCUGGACCGCUUCAUUUGCUUCACCUCAAACAUCCGGCAAGAGAUCAGAUUACAUACUCCACCUGGAUCUCAUAAUCCCCCACAUCGGCUCCCAGUGUAUAUACACGACUUUUUGACCCACAUGCUACAGCUCAGUGAUGCCGUCGUUAUGCAACUCUGGGCAGGGCUCAAGAACUAUGUCUGGUCACUUGACAACCAUGCUUCUUCGCACCUUACAGAUGAGGAAAGGGAUCACAUGGGCAUUGUGGGAGAAAGAGCAUUGCGUGCUGAGGAAAAGUUAGCUUAUUAUCACACCCUCUCGCGUGUCAAGAUUGUCAUUUACCAAUCAAUGCAUGGUCUCAAUGCAAGGCAUGGGUAUUCAACCUCCCUUGCUUGCUCUGAUUGCAAAAUUCGCUACUACCACAAUUAUUAUGCUGUGGAUGGCACACGUCAGUUUUACGGCACACCUAUUCCUCAGCAUAUUCAAAUUGAGGACCAUGCUUACAUCAAGGCAGACUUGUGCGAGCUAUUCAGUGAUUUUAUGCUUUUUGCCUGGGUCUCUGCUCAGAACUGCAGCAAUAUCCUGAAUGCAGCAAUUAAUUCCGAACAGGUCUCCCGUGCAUUUUAUCUCAAUGCUUUGCUCCAGGACUCUGCAGAGCAUGGUGAAGCACUUGUACUACCUGAUAUUGGUGACAACGAUGAUCGACUCAAACUUGCAAUGGAAGUACGGAAUAAAAGGAUCAUUAGUCAAGGCCAGUUAGAGCAAAUGCAUGCUUGCUCAAAAUGUUCAUUUCGUGCUGUUGUUACAGAUGGAAUUAUGAUUGGAAGACCAUGUUGCAAGGUUCACAAUUCACAUUUCUGUCUCGAACACGCAUCAUUAAAGAAGAUCUGCGUCGUUAUUGGUUGUGAUACAAAGGCUGCGCCAGGCUCCCAGACAUGUGAAGAUGCCUCCCAUCGUGAACUUGAGAAUGCGCGAAAUGAUGUCGGUAGGGCAUUCUUCCAAUUACGCCACCUGAUUCAACGUCACAACAUGCCACAUCUUUUGGACUCAAUGACCACUCCACAUUCUUGGGACUUCGAUGACAAUGCUGAUGAUGGCACUCGUAAAUCGGACUCCGGAAAUCAACAACCAAAGGCACGUUUUUCUCGCCGCAGGACACACAAUGAGCAACUGGUCGUAGCUUGUUGUGGUGUCAUUACUGCCCGAGGAACUAUGUAUGGCGCUGAAGCAAUAUCGGGAGUCAAGGACUUCUUAAAAUCAGUUUACCCCUGCCGUGAAGAUCUUCCAGAUGUCAUAUUUUAUGACAACAAUUGUCACCUCCAAUCUCAUCUGGCUGCUCAAAAGGAUUCGUUCUUUGGCCAGGUUAUCCUCCCAGUUGAUGUAUUCCACUUCAAGUCAAAACAUAAAGUCACCGACGAGUUUUGCCAAAAGCAUUGCAACCCCGCGAGAUGGCCAGAGCUUGUGGACAAAGAAGUGGACAGUGAUGGAAAAGAGAAUGCCAAAUGGAUCUUCAAUUCCUCUGCUGCUGAACAGGUGAAUGUAUGGCUUGGUGGUUACAUCGCAAUCGUGCGCGAUAUGUUGGCCCACCGCUUUGACUUUUUCCUUGAUGAGAUGAUUAAGAGGAGAAAUGCUGAAGUUGUCGAAAAAUUGUAUCUUACUGGCCAUUCUCCAUACCAUGCUGUUUCGCAGCGCAUUUCCCCUGAAGGGACGAUUGAGAUUGGCUUCAUCGUUCCUAGUGAUGUGCAGGCCCGGCUUGGCCCGAAAGCCACGGCUAUGGCCCGGCUUUCAGCGGCUCAGGCUUGA